UCUCUUUGGGACGGUUUAGGUCCGAUUGGACCACCCAGUGGCAAAAGUAUUGGCUGCGGUCUCGGAGCAUCCAGACUGCACGUCCAUAUCGUCGCAACGUUGGCUCCUCCUCCUGGAGUCCAGAUGUCUUAAAGAUGCUGAAGUUGAGAAACAUUGCUCUAAAUUAAACAAGACAGUAGCAAUACUGUAGUGUGAUUUUAAGCCAAAGAUCCUCGGGGUGGAUUACAUUAGUUCAACAAAAGACAGCCCCAUCCCUGCAAGCUUGAACAUUAAAAGAGAGAAAGCAAAAGAAGGCAUUUAAAGAGAGAAGCUCUCCAAAUGGAACUAGCAACAGAGUCAGGAGUAAUAACGUCUCUGGUCAGUCUCAUAAUCUUUAGUUUUUUAAGGGGAUUUGGGAAACUGCUGGAUCUGCAAUGAAUAUGUUGAACAGUUGGGGCCAAGAACGGAGAAGGGACCCCGACACACUGGGCAAUGUUGCUUUGUUAUGGUUUUAAUGUCCUUCCAAAUCCACUUGUGGGUUUUACAGUAUCUGCAAAACAGAUUUGCAUUUUACGUGAGCUGCUCACCACAACCUCAGAGUCAUUUAGUAGCGCUUGCAUUUCCACCCUAGUGGCAGCCCAAGGCUGCUCAUCGUGCCUGGGUGGGAUGUGAAAUGCCCACUGACUGGAAAGUGCUUCACUCUGCAUUGUGGGAUUUAUUAUGAUUUAUUCCCAAGGAGUCUCCUUUGAUUGGGGCAACCCUGGCUUAAUUCCCAGCAUGUGCCCUGGAUCGAGCCAAGGCAGAAGAGUAGAGAGGAGCAUGUUAUUGUCUUUGUAGUCCCACCUUCAUUAUGGCACGACCUCUGAUCUCAUGGACAGCGGAGCUGACAUCUCUGCUUCCAGGACUGAGGGGAUAUCUUUCUAGAAACUGGCUCCUCAUACCUCCACAAAAGAGGAGUUUCUGCCACAGACACACCCGAAUCUUUCACCAAGUGGAGGGCACUCCCUCUCUUUCCUUGUUGAACCGGUACUAUGGAAACGGCAUAGUUCUCCUCUCAGAAGGCAACUUGGCACACUCAGAAGAGCGCUGCUGUUUGGCUGCAGAAGCCCCCAAGGUGCCCCUCUGCCAGGGAGCUUUCUCAGACAAGCAGCCUGGGGUCUGCAGUCCAGGAGAGAUGGUCUCAGGUACGGUGGCAGUGGCACCCCUUGCCAAGAAUGUGGUGGUCUUUCGCAAUGGGGACCCCUUUUUCCUGGGCCGGAAAUUUGUUGUGAGCCAACGCCGGUUCCUGACUUUUGACGCCUUUUUGAAUGAGGUGACCAGCACUAUCCAAGCCCCCGUGGCCAUUAGGAGCAUCUACACACCUCGAGAGGGUCAUCGCAUUGCGGAGCUGAGUGAGCUGCAGAACGGGUGCCGAUACGUGGCUGCAGGUUUUGAGCGGUUCAAAAGACUUGACUAUGCAAAUCCUGGAAUGAAGCAACUGAACAAGCACCAGGAAAAAAAUGGAGCCCAGAAUUAUCCAGGUAUUCCUCUGAAGAUGAUGGCUACUGUAAGAUGGAAGCGGCAAACAAACCUUCCUUGUGUUAUCUACGUUUUCCGCAACGGAGACCUGCUGAGCCCCCCCUUCCGAAUGGUCCUGGCCAGGAGCGCCCUGCAGGAAUGGGGCAUCAUCCUCGGCCACUUGUCAGAAAAGGCAAACCUGUGCACUGGAGCAGUGAAGAAGCUCUGCAAGCUGAACGGCGAUCUCAUCUCCCGGGGGGAGGAGCUGGUGAAUGGCGAAUAUUAUGUGGCUGUGGGUCUGGAGAAGUACAAAGAUUUGCCUUACUUUGAAUUACUGGUGCCUCCCAAAAUCCCUCAUCAUCCCUUUCGGAACUUUCCUUCUAACAGAAGUAGGAGCUACAAUCGGGGGAUGGUCUGUGAAGACGGAGCCAGCGACUCGGCACUCCUCAAGCCAGCGCAACAGCUGAAACUUUGGCGGGUGCAUUCCACAGGGAUUGUGCCUGCGAGAGACCCUCCAAGUCGCUCUGAGCCCAAGCCAGCCAAGAAAUAUCCUCACCAAGACAAAGGGACAUCUGUCUUCCACGCCAAGCCAAGCCAGGUUGGACAAGUGAACCAGGACCCUGGCAACUAUUCUACCCAAGAAGAUGAAAGUAUUUAUAAAAGGAGAGGGGCAAGGCAGGAGAUGAUGGAUGCGCAGGAAAUUGGAGAAGAUGAAGACACACAGGUGGAAUUGCCUGUAGAUCAGAAAGCUGCAGAGAUUGUUGAAGAGGAAGUUAUAUAUCAAAGACCAAAAGAAGGCCAUCCAAGAAGCGCUUGUAAGUGAGAUAGAAGCUUCGUUUGCAGCCACUGAUGGGAAGCUCUCCUGGAUCAAAGAAGUCACUAAUGAAACAGGCCCAGCAAGGUUUGCCAGAGGGAAUGUCUUUAACCAAAUGUGUGGUAGUUUUGUGCAAUUUUUGUCUAUGGAAUUUGUUCUUACAAUAAAUGUAGA
Thamnophis elegans (Western terrestrial garter snake) is the source of this 2464-nucleotide messenger RNA. RefSeq names its product doublecortin domain containing 2B (gene DCDC2B). The transcript is spliced from 11 exons. Gene Ontology annotation, cellular component: microtubule; microtubule organizing center. Lineage: Eukaryota; Metazoa; Chordata; Lepidosauria; Squamata; Natricidae. The record is from RefSeq and is a predicted model, not a curated record. Gene Ontology annotation, biological process: intracellular signal transduction. The coding region runs from base 830 to 2299 and encodes 489 amino acids.